AUGGGAGGCGUAUGGUCAAGCAGUACAAAGUCUUUGCCUCUGGACUUAACAGUCUUGGGCUUGAACAGCGGUACAUCCAUGGACGCAAUUGAUUGUGCUCUGUGUCGGUUCAGACAACAAUCACCCAGCAAACCUAUCGUCAUGGAGCUUCUUCACUACGGUGAAACGCCACUUGGCCCGAGUAUCAAAGCGCGAGUAAUGGAUCUGAUCCUCCACAAUCGCACAUCGCCCGAAGAAGUGGCUGAAAUAGGCGUCAUAUUGGGGGAAACGUUCGCAGCAGCUGCAAACGAAUUUCUAGCCGCCAACAAGAUAGACAAGUCCACCGUGGAUGUCAUUGGGUCGCAUGGCCAGACGAUAUGGCAUACACCCAGUCCUACCGCCUCACAUGUUCGGACAACAUUAAGCAUGGGCGAAGGCGCAAUUAUAGCUGCCCGUACCGGAAUCACAACGGUCACAGACUUCCGCAUAAGUGAAGUAGCUGUUGGGCGACAAGGCGCACCACUCGUCGCGUUUUUUGAUGCCCUACUCCUCCAUCAUCCGACGAAACUUCGAGCAUGCCAAAACAUCGGUGGUAUCGCCAAUGUGUGUUUCAUCCCACCAGACUGCGAUGGAGGUGUCGACCGAUGCUACGAUUUCGACACAGGUCCGGGAAACGUGUACAUUGAUGCUGCGGUUCGUCACUACACCAAUGGUGAGCGCGAGUACGAUAAGGAUGGGGAAAUGGGGAAACGCGGCAUAGUCGAUCAAGAAGUCGUUGAUGAGUUUCUAUCCAACCAUGAAUACUUUGCAAGAGCUAUCCCAAAGACAACAGGACGGGAAGACUUUCGAGAUACCGUUGCAUUUGAGCUGAUUGCCAAAGCGGAGAAGAAAGGACGGUCGCCAGAAGAUGUGGUUGCAACAAUAACACGGAUCACGGCCCAGUCCAUCGUCGACCAUUUCAAGAGAUUUGCGCCUUCACAACACAUUGACGAGCUGUUUUUAUGCGGUGGUGGGUCAUGGAAUCCAAAUAUUGUGGACUUUAUUCAGGCGAACUAUCCUAAAACCCGCAUCUUCAUGAUGGACGAUGCUGGGAUCCCCGCUAAUGCAAAAGAGGCCGUCACAUUUGCAUGGCAGGGAAUGGAGGCGGUCAUUGGGCGCCCGAUCCUUGUGCCUGAUCGUGUAGAAACUGACAAGGAGCAAAUCCUUGGCAAAACGUCACCAGGAAACAAUUUUAGGGAUCUCAUGCAUAGGACGAUGAGUUUUGGGGAACCUGGGGAGAAGCUACGGCCAGUGAAAACAUUGCUUAACGUUAUUGAUGGGCGACUGUUUAAUAAUAAAUGGUGA
Molecule: messenger RNA, 1323 nt
Organism: Penicillium waksmanii
Lineage: Eukaryota; Fungi; Ascomycota; Eurotiomycetes; Eurotiales; Aspergillaceae
Exons: 2
Coding region: 1-1323 (440 amino acids)
Biological process (GO): peptidoglycan turnover; amino sugar metabolic process
Molecular function (GO): ATP binding; phosphotransferase activity, alcohol group as acceptor
Source: RefSeq, a predicted model, not a curated record